Colletotrichum acutatum is the source of this 726-nucleotide messenger RNA. RefSeq lists its product as uncharacterized. The coding region runs from base 1 to 726 and encodes 241 amino acids. The transcript is spliced from 2 exons. NCBI's taxonomy places the organism in Eukaryota, Fungi, Ascomycota, Sordariomycetes, Glomerellales, Glomerellaceae. The record is from RefSeq and is a predicted model, not a curated record.
AUGGCCGAAACGACGACAUUACCACAUAUCUCAAGCCUAGUCCAGCCUGCGAUACGAACAGUGGUGUCCAGCGAGGACAACUGGAAGGGCAAGACGAGCCCUGCGGAGAGACGGAAGAUCCAGAACAGGCUCAAUCAGCGAACGUGGAACGAGGACUUGGACGACAUAUAUCAGCUGUUCCUACAGCACGCGCAUGAGAGCCGAAGGAGCCCGAGCCCGGAUCCAAUGUCGGAUUCACUAAUACCGCUCGUGCAAUUCAAUUUGUUCCGCGGCUUGAUGGAGAACAUGAAGACGUUGGGUAUCACUAUGCCCAUGAUCUGUGACGACGACUGCGUGUCUCCCUUUGGAAGCGACCCUAUGUACAAUGCCAACACCACUUGGAAUAUCCCGUACUUUUUGAAGCCGACGGAGACGCAGUUGACAACUGUACACCAUCCCUGGCUCGACUUUUUGCCCCUACCGAGGAUGCGGGAUAACUUGAUCAAGGCCGGGGAUGACUGGGACGACGAGGCGCUGUGUCUAGACAUGGUAGGCGACGGAGAUGCGCCAUCUGGAAAAGGAGGCAUGAUUCUGUGGGGAGAACCAUGGGAUCCCCAUAGCUGGGAGGUCACAGAGGACUUUGUCGAGAAGUGGCGGUGGAUCCUUGAAGGGUGCGAGGAGAUCAUCAGGUCGUCUAACUACUGGAGGGCAAAACGAGGCGAAAAGAGGAUGAGGGUGAGAAUAUGA